Molecule: messenger RNA, 863 nt
Organism: Pleuronectes platessa (European plaice)
Lineage: Eukaryota; Metazoa; Chordata; Actinopteri; Pleuronectiformes; Pleuronectidae
Product: troponin T, slow skeletal muscle
Exons: 11
Coding region: 65-715 (216 amino acids)
Biological process (GO): regulation of muscle contraction; slow-twitch skeletal muscle fiber contraction; sarcomere organization
Cellular component (GO): troponin complex
Molecular function (GO): tropomyosin binding; troponin T binding
Source: RefSeq, a predicted model, not a curated record
GCCAGAGGAGUUCCAGGAUCAAGAAGCUCAGGAGGAAGAGGAGGAGCGUCCCAAACCCAAGCCGAUGGUGCCUCAGCUCGCCCCGAAGAUCCCUGAGGGAGACAGGGUGGAUUUUGAUGACAUCCACAGGAAGCGCAUGGAGAAGGAUCUGCUGGAGCUGCACACUUUGAUCGAUGUCCACUUCGAGCAGAGGAAGAAGGACGAGGAAGAGCUGAUCGGCCUCAAGGACAGAAUAGAGAACCGUCGUUCAGAGAGAGCUGAGAUCCAGAGGGUUCGAACAGAGAAGGAGAAGGACCGACAAAACAGGAUUGCGGAGGAGCGUCAGAGAAAGGAGGAAGAGGAUGCCCGGAGGAAGGCUGACGAUGACGCCAAGAAGAAGAAAGCGCUUUCUGGGAUGGGAGGAAACUUCGGAGGCUUCCUGGCCAAGGCCGAGACGAGGAAGGGCAAGCGUCUGACGGGUCUGGAGAUCAAGAGGAAGACUCUGACUGAGAGACGACAGCCGCUGAGCGUGGACAACCUGAGGGAGGACGCCCUCAAGCAACAGGCCCAGAAGCUGUGGGACUGGAUCUACCAGCUGGAGUCGGAGAAGUUUGACUUCAUGGAGUACAUGAAACACCAGAAAUACGAGAUCAUUGUGCUGCUCAACCGGAUCCAACACGCUCAGAAGUUUAAAAAGGUCCAUGGGAAAGGGAAGGUGGGCGGACGCUGGAAGUGAAGAGGAACCAGUAACUGGAACAGAGGGAAGGAAACUGGUCUCUGUGGUCGACUGGUUCCAGAGCCGCUGCUCAGACGCUCCCUCGACGGGAGGAAGAUGCUGAAUGGACUUGAUUAGAUGUGUUGAUAAUAAAAUGACGUGAACUCAG